CUCGGGGGUCCUGGGCCUCCCUGCCACCAAGGCCAGCCCCGGGUGCCCUCCAAACUCUGGGCUCAGCUGGGGCCCCUGCCUGACCCGACCUGUCUCCCACCCUCCCUGGCCCGUGGGUCUCCAAGGGGCCACGCUGUGGUCUUUGGGGUCUGGGGUCCCUCCCCGGGUCCAUGCAGUGCCGGCUCCUUCGGGGCCUGGCUUGUGCCCUGGUCAUGCUACUGUGCACGGGGCUCCUGUCCCUGCGGUGCCACUGGGGCCCUGGCCCCCAGGUCACACUCCCUGACCCCCCUGAGCAGCCCCUGUCCAGCCCGCACCCCCCUGAGCUGCAGCUGCUUGAUGUCUUCAUUGCUGUAAAGACCACCCUAGCCUUCCACCGCUCGCGCCUGGACCUGCUGCUGGACACGUGGAUCUCCAGGACCCGAGAACAGACCUUUGUCUUCACCGACAGCCAUGAUGAAGGCAUUCAAGAGAGACUUGGGUCCCACCUCGUGGUCACCAACUGCUCCGCGGAGCAUAGCCACCCUGCGUUGUCCUGCAAGAUGGCUGCUGAGUUUGACGCCUUCCUGGCCAGCGGGCGAAGGUGGUUCUGCCACGUGGACGACGACAACUACGUGAACCCCCGUGCUCUGCUGAAGCUGCUGAAAACCUUCCCCCUGGCUCAGGACGUCUAUGUGGGCCGGCCUAGCCUGAACAGGCCCAUUCACGCCUCGGAGCCGCAGCCCCACAACCGCACCAGGCUGGUCCAGUUCUGGUUUGCCACGGGAGGUGCAGGCUUCUGCAUCAACCGCCAGCUGGCUCUGAAGAUGGCCCCCUGGGCCAGUGGCCCUCACUUCACGGACACCUCGGCCCUCAUCCGCCUUCCUGACGACUGCACCGUAGGGUACAUCGCUGAGUGCAAGCUGGGGGUCCGCCUGCAGCCCAGCCCCCUCUUCCACUCCCACCUGGAGACCCUGCAGCUUCUGGGGGCCGCCCAGCUCCCCGAACAGGUUACCCUCAGCUACGGCACCUUUGAGGGAAAACUGAACGUCAUUCAGCUCCAAGGUCCCUUCUCCCCAGAGGAGGAUCCUUCCAGGUUCCGUUCCCUCCACUGCCUCAUCUACCCGGAUACGCCCUGGUGCCCGCAACUGGUGUCCUGGUGAACCCUAAAACAGGACAGGGUUGAGUGAGGCCUUUGGGGGGCCCUUGUGUCCCCAACAGCCCUGGGUGGGCCUCAUGGCCGGGCCUUUGAGGGUCUCCGAAUGCUGGGCCCCGAGGGAUCAUGGAUGUCCCAGAACACGUUGAACUGAGGGAGAGUUUAGGGGAGCUGGGCCAGGACUGCAGCGUCUCCAGUCCCCCUGAGACUAAACCCAGGACCACCCUCCCCUGGGUCUCCUGGCUGUGCCCAGCACCCUGAGGGGCCCCAGGAAAAGUGGCAGCUGAACUUGGGGCUCCCCAUACCUCUUGCUGACAGUCCAAGCUGGAUCAUCAGUUCACACAUCUGGGCUCAGAGACUGACAUGCGGUCGAACCCUUGAGGCAGAGCAGUGUGACGCGUCUUUUGUUCAUUCUCCGUUCCUGCUAUUCGGGGGUUACCAAAU
This is a messenger RNA of Suncus etruscus (white-toothed pygmy shrew), 1576 nucleotides long. RefSeq names its product MFNG O-fucosylpeptide 3-beta-N-acetylglucosaminyltransferase (gene MFNG). Gene Ontology annotation, biological process: regulation of Notch signaling pathway; pattern specification process. The record is from RefSeq and is a predicted model, not a curated record. The transcript has 8 exons. Bases 171 to 1139 code for a protein of 322 amino acids. Gene Ontology annotation, cellular component: Golgi membrane. Gene Ontology annotation, molecular function: O-fucosylpeptide 3-beta-N-acetylglucosaminyltransferase activity. NCBI's taxonomy places the organism in Eukaryota, Metazoa, Chordata, Mammalia, Eulipotyphla, Soricidae.